Dioscorea cayenensis subsp. rotundata (Guinea yam) is the source of this 432-nucleotide messenger RNA. RefSeq names its product early nodulin-20-like. The record is from RefSeq and is a predicted model, not a curated record. The coding region runs from base 1 to 432 and encodes 143 amino acids. The transcript has a single exon. Lineage: Eukaryota; Viridiplantae; Streptophyta; Magnoliopsida; Dioscoreales; Dioscoreaceae.
AUGGACUCCCUCAAAUCCUCCUCCGCGCGUAAACUCCCCAUCAAGCGUCGUCCCCCUCCUCUCUCCUCCUCCUCCCCUCCUUCCCCUUCCCCUUCCCCUGACCCUUCCUCCACUCUCCCCUACUCCGACGAUGCCGCCGACGAUGAUCCUUCCUCCGACUCCCUCCAUCCUCCUCCUUUCAAGUUCCAGCAGCAUCCGGGUCCGAGUCCGAUGAGAUCCGCUUCCUCCAAGGCCUUCUCGGGCGCCACGCUCGAUCCCAUGGUCUUCCCCGCGACCUCAAUCUCUUCUUUGAUCGCUUCUCGAGCACAUGGCUCGACCUUUCACUCGCUCUCGACUUUCCGAGAAGCUCCGACGUCUUCGCACCAAGUUCCGCAUCAUGUCCGGUCGUAUCCACCGUGGCCAGGACCCCUCCCGUCUUGCCCCCCAUGUUGA